Messenger RNA from Acaromyces ingoldii, 1780 nucleotides. RefSeq names its product DnaJ-domain-containing protein. Gene Ontology annotation, cellular component: cytosol. The coding region runs from base 52 to 1638 and encodes 528 amino acids. NCBI's taxonomy places the organism in Eukaryota, Fungi, Basidiomycota, Exobasidiomycetes, Exobasidiales, Cryptobasidiaceae. The transcript is spliced from 4 exons. Gene Ontology annotation, biological process: protein import into peroxisome matrix. The record is from RefSeq and is a predicted model, not a curated record.
UCUAUCCACGCUUCAUCUCCUUCCCCACCAAAAGCAAGCAAGCGACCAGCCAUGGCUUCGGAGGCGCCAGGUUCCGAUAAACCUAGGGACAUUUCCCGAGAUGGUGAAAAAAUUGCUGACAUGGAAUAUUACGACCUUCUGGGCGUCGCAGGUGAUGUGACGGACCUUGAUCUGAAGAAGGCAUAUCGAAAAGCGGCAAUCAAGAAUCAUCCUGAUAAAGGAGGCGAUGAAGAAAAGUUCAAGAUGAUCGGCGAGGCCUACCGAGUCCUUAGCGACAACAACCUGCGUGCAGACUACGAUCGCCAUGGCAAGAAGAAGCCAACCGACGAAGUAGGCCUUAAAGAGGCCACCGAGAUGUUCGGAAAUCUGUUCGGCGGUGAACGUUUUGUAGACCUGAUUGGCGAAAUCUCGCUCCUCAAGGACUUCGGCAAGGCGUCGGAAAUCAUGAUGACCGACGAGGAAAAGGCAGAACUGGAAAAAAGCAUGCAGGACGAUGCAAAGAAAGGUCCGGGCGAAUCUUCUACGAAUCCGACCACCGAUGGUACUUCUGCCGCAACAACAGCAUCUGACGAGGCAGCCUCGGACGCCAAUGCUGCCAACGCAGCUCCCACGACGACGGCUUCCAAUUCGACGCCCACAAGUUCGGCCACAACAGGCAAAGUGGGACCUACUACGGCCACUGAUUCGACACCAGCUGCGGGCACAACUUCUUCUUCUUCUACCUCGUCGCAACAUCUCUCAACGCAGGACGCAUCGGGAACAGCUACGCCAACGGGAGGAAAAGCAACUUCUCGAACCAAACCCAAGCUGACGGUCGAGCAGAGACAAAAGCUCGAAGCAUUGGAGAAGGAGAAACGGGAAGCGGAAGAGAAGCGCAUCGCAGACCUGACGAGCAAGCUCAAGGAUCGAAUUCGACCCUUUGUCGAAGCCCGAAAUCCGGGCGACAAGGACGACUCUGAGACACAGCUGUUCGGGAAGAGGAUGCGAGAAGAGGCUGAGGAUUUGAAGCUCGAGUCGUUUGGCGUUGAGCUGCUUCACACCAUCGGAAAUAUCUAUCUCACCAAGUCGACAACAUGGGUAAAGUCCCAGAGACACAAUUUCUUGGGCCUUCCCGGCUUCUUCAGCCGGCUCAAAGAAAAAGGAAGCCAGGUCAAGGAGACGUGGGGCUUGAUGGGAAGUGCCAUGAGCGUCCUCGUGUCUAUGGAGGAUAUUCAACGACGACAGGAAAAGGGCGACAUCGACGAAGAGGAAAUGAGGCAGCUCGAGCAAGACAUGAGCUCAAAAAUGUUGCUGGCCACCUGGCGAGGCACGCGCAGCGAGGUCAAUGGUGUCCUGCGCAAGGUCUGCGACAAUGUCCUGCACGAAAAGGGCGUAGAUCAAAAGACGUUGCUGAACCGAGCAAGAGCUUUGGCCUACCUCGGCGCAAUUUACAAGCAGGUCCAGCCGGAGGAAGGCGACGAAGAGAGGAGGGAGCUCGAGAGACUCGUUGCCGAGGCGGCGGGGAAGAACAAGAAGAAGAGGGAAAAGAAGGGUAAGAAGGACCUUGGUGCCUCGGCUUCAGCCUCUGGGCCUGGUUCCGGUCCCGCCCCGGCAACAUCAGCGUCAGCAUCUGCAUCGGAAACAACGUCGCCCCAGUAGACAUUCUAUACCUCGUUCUCAUGCUCAUGCCCUCUUUCAUCUCCUCGCUAUCGUGUCAUAUCCAGCUAAAUUGUCUUUCCCCUCUCCUAUGUAGUGAUGAAGAAGGAAAUAUUGCUCAUUGGGCGAAUGCCGCACGUAUGUG